CUUCCCUCCCCACAACUCAGCUCAUCCCUGGGCCCUCCCCAUUCCUCUAUCACUUGCCCCACAAAUGCCCAGGGAGUGCCGGGAGGCUUAUUGCUGGAGGUGGAGGGAGCUGUAGCUGAAGAAUCUCCACGUAGAAGGAGCAACCUUCUCAUCGAGCUCCAAGAAUCCAUCCUGUCAUGGUCCCUGGAUGCUGCUGUUGCUGAGAAUUCCUGCUGCUUCACCAGAAUUUUGCAGAGGCAGUUCAAGAAAAAUAGAACUUAUCUAUACUGAGGGUUUCUCCACUUCUGUCAGUCCUGGGCCAUGCUAAAUCUGGGCCCCUGUUUGGAGCAAGUGGAAGCCGGCUGAUUGGUGACCUGUCUUUCUUAUCCAUGACAGAAAAGUUACCAACUCCAGAAAUUCCCAAUUCUCUUCGUACUUAGAACUUCAGCCAUAGAAACUCCUCCACAAAAGACGGAAAAGCGGUGUGUUUCCAGGCUACAUGUGAAUAAGGAUGUCUUGGAAAAGAACUUACUUUUCAGGGGGUCGUGGUAGUGUUCAAGGGAUGUUUACACCACGGAGCUCAACCUCCAUAGCCCCUAGCAAAGGCCUCAGCAACCAGCCGGGGCAGAAUAGUUGCUUCCUGAACAGUGCCCUGCAGGUUCUUUGGCACUUGGACAUCUUCCGCCGUAGCUUCCGGCAGCUCACUACGCACAAGUGCCUGGGGGAUUCAUGCAUCUUCUGUGCUCUCAAAGGAAUCUUUAACCAGUUCCAGUGCAGCAGUGAGAAAGUACUUCCGUCUGACACUCUCCGGAGUGCCCUGGCGAAGACCUUUCAGGAUGAGCAGCGCUUCCAGCUGGGCAUCAUGGAUGACGCUGCUGAGUGCUUUGAAAAUCUCCUCAUGAGAAUUCAUUUCCACAUUGCUGAUGAGACUAAAGAGGAUAUAUGUACCACCAAGCACUGCAUUUCCCACCAGAAGUUCGCCAUGACGCUGUUUGAACAGUGUGUGUGCACCAGCUGUGGCGCCACGUCAGACCCACUGCCUUUCAUCCAGAUGGUGCACUACAUCUCUACUACAUCACUCUGCAACCAGGCCAUCUGCAUGCUGGAGAGGCGAGAGAAGCCGUCCCCCAGCAUGUUUGGGGAGCUGCUGCAGAAUGCCAGCACCAUGGGGGACCUGCGCAAUUGCCCGAGCAAUUGCGGGGAGCGGAUCCGGAUCCGGCGCGUGCUGAUGAAUGCGCCGCAGAUCAUCACCAUUGGGCUGGUAUGGGAUUCAGAGCACUCGGACCUGGCCGAGGAUGUCAUCCACAGCCUGGGCACCUGCCUGAAGUUGGGGGAUCUGUUUUUCCGAGUGACUGAUGAUCGGGCCAAGCAGUCAGAGCUGUACUUAGUGGGAAUGAUCUGCUACUAUGGCAAACAUUAUUCUACCUUCUUCUUUCAAACAAAGAUCCGCAAAUGGAUGUACUUUGAUGAUGCUCAUGUCAAGGAGAUUGGGCCCAAAUGGAAAGACGUGGUGACCAAAUGCAUCAAGGGGCAUUAUCAGCCUUUGCUGCUGCUCUAUGCCGACCCUCAGGGUACCCCAGUGUCUACACAGGACCUGCCUGCUCACGUUGAGUACCAGUCCUACAGCAGGAUGUGCUAUGACAGUGAAGAUUCAGGGAGAGAGCCCUCCAUCUCGAGUGACACCCGUACUGACUCCUCUGCAGAGAGCUGUCCCCACAGGCAGCUCCACCAUGAGUCUGUGGUCAGUCACUUCUCUUCUGAGUCUCAGGGGACAGUCAUCUCUAACGUGGAGAAUGAUUCCAUGUCUCAGAGCAGUCGGGACACAGGACACCUGACUGAUAGUGAAUGCAAUCAAAAGCUCCCAGCCAAGAAGGGGUCGCUGAUAGAACGCAAGAGGAGCUCUGGACGGGCUCGAAAGAAAGUGGAUGAGCAGCCAGCCUCGGGCUACCACAGUGAAGGAGAAACCCUGAGAGAGAAGCAGGCACCUCGGAAUGCCUGGAAACCACCCAGUGGCACCCACAGGCUGAGGGACUUGAAGGAGACAGUUAGCAACAUGCUCCACAGCCGAUCCGGCCCAGUCUCACCGUCGGUGGGGAAGGAGGACCCAACAGACCGGAAACCCAAGAACUUGCCUCUCUCCUCCCGGGACUGGGAGGCCCAGAGCACCAGCAGUGAAUCUAAGUCCAGUUCCUCCAGCAAAUACCGCCCGACAUGGCGGCCCAAGCGGGAGUCCCUGAACAUUGACAGCAUCUUCAGCAAGGACAAGCGGAGGCACAGUGGAUACACCCAGCUCAGUUCCUUUUCUGAGGAGCCAGCUAAAGAAUUGUCGCCAGAGGAGCCAAGCAAUUCACCUGCUUAUGACCUGGCACUGGACAGAACGAGCCCCCCGCUCAAGAACUGGGGCCCUGUGCGCCCCGGCCUGCACCUUUUCGAGCAGCGCCCUCGGCUCUUCCAACGCAUGGAGUCUGGCUAUGAGAGCAGCGAGAGGAACAGCGGCAGCCCCAUCAGCCUGGAUGCGACCCUGGCCCUGACUGAGGGCCCAAGUGCUGCCAGGGAUUCAGGUACUAAGAGGUUAGCUGGGUUGACCCCUUCAUGGCGCCACAUCCCAAAGUCUCACAGCAGCAGUAUCCUAGAGGGGGACCCCACUGCACCCAGGGUUGGCUGGACCAAGAGUCAACCCCUGUCAGGUGGGGACGGAACUGCCAGGAGUGAACUGGAUGAACUGCAGGAAGAAGUGGCCAGGAGGGCACAGGAACAGGAGCUCCGAAGGAAGCAGGAGAAGGAACUUGAGGCUGCCAGAGGGUUCAACCCUCAUCCCAGUCGCUUUAUGGACUUAGAUGAGCUGCAGAACCAGGGGAGGAGUGACGGCUUUGAGAGGUCCCUGCGAGAGGCAGAGUCAGUGUUGGAAGAGUCACGGCAUCUGGAGCAGAAGGGCGAGUGUGCGGCAGCUUUGGCGCUGUGUAAUGAAGCCAUCUCUAAACUAAGACUUGCCCUGCAUGGUGCCAGCUGUAGCGCGCAAGGCAGAGCCCUAGUCGAUAAGAAGUUGCAAAUGAGUAUUCGAAAAGCUCGGAGCCUGCAGGAGCACGUGCAGCAGCCCUCAGCAACCCAGCCGCCUGCGCCUGAGGCCAGCCUCCCUGCACAAUCCGGCACUCUCCCUCGCGCCUCCAGUGAACAACCUGUCCCGCUCCAAGUAUUGUUAAACCCGGAGGCCCAGUUGGAAUGCUCCACACACACAGAAUUUGGGGCCAGCUCUUUCGUCUGUCCACCUGCUUCCUAUCACGAGUCACACACCUCACUCUUGAGAGAGCCAUCCCCCCUGUCUGUCCCGCUGCAUGGCUCUCCCACCCACUCUACCUUGAGCCUUCCCCCUACGGUUGAAGUGGCUGGCAUUGACCCUGCUGCACACCACAGCCAUCGCUUCCCCCAUAUUCCUGGGAGGCUUGAACAGAACCCUCGUUCGGUGGCAGAGGACCAGUCAUGUGGCUACAGCAGCAUCUGCAGCACGUUCCCUUUUCAAGAAGGUAGAGGCAGUGUUCAAGAGCCAUUGCUCUGGGAAAAGAGGGUGCCUGCCAUUGCGCCCCAGACGAGGCUCUGCCCACACACGACUGGGCAAGCCCCAUCUGAGAGUGGAAACACUCAGGGCCUUGUCUGCCAUCCCCCGAGUCUGCCUAUUCAACCUCACUUCCCCUGGCCCAGGACCUGCCACCCCAGCCUGCCCAGUGCUUCCUCCACCCAGCUGCACUGUCCCAGUAAUGGGCAGAAAACUAACCAAUGCCUUCAGGCCCCAAAUCUCGAACCGUACAGACUGGACCGGGGCAGUGAGGAGCCAUCCAGGCCAGAGUUUCUUGGCACCAAGGGGCUUGUCCGCUCUUUGACCGAACAGUUCCAGAGGAUGCACAGUGCCUCCACCCGGUCUAGCCCUGGCCCCCAGGACAGAAGUGUGCCCGAGAGGCUGAUAAAGAGCUCCCACCCUCCUGACACCAAGCCCUCCUUCUCCCACAGCCAAGGGAGCAGCAACGGAGGCUGGCCUUGGACAAAACAGCAGCAGACCCCUUGGGUGGGUAGGGACAGCCUGUCUUCCUGGGAAAAAGUAAGGUGCCUUCCUGGUGCUCCUACAUCCUCUGGGCUGCCCAAUGGUGACAUGCCUCGAGGAGGACAGCCCAGACCAGCAGAACCAGUGCCAUGCCCUCGGAAACCGACCGCUGUGAAUGAUGUCAGCACACAGGAGCUGGGCCGGAGUCGAAAUGUGGGCACCUCCUGGCCUUUGGAUUCCUGGGUGAAUGCCACCAGACUCUGUGAUUCUCAGUUUAAACUCGAGCUCCCUGGGCCCAGCCUGAAGCCCUCUCCCCCUGAUACCCAUUCCUGUGUAGCCUACCCAGAAAGAAACCACAUCCUCUUGCAUCCACACUGGAACCAAGACACAGAGCAGGAGAUGUCCGAGUUGGAGUCUCUCUAUCAAGCCAGUCUUCAGGCUCCUCAAGCUGGCCGAAUUGGCUGGGGACGGCAGGACGUGGCUGGUGACCCACUUAGCCAAGCAGGCCCAGCAGAUGGUGUGAGGAGGAGACUGCACUCAGCGCCGGGCCUUGGUCUCUCAAAGACCCCGACAGCUGAAGUGGAGCCCCAUCUUCAGGAAGCCAGCAAAGUGCCUGCUUCUCAGGCUGCACCUUGCCAUGGCCCCAGCAGGGAGUGUGGGGCAGACGAUUCGUACUGUGCAGAAAACUUCCGUCGCAUCUCCCGCAGCCUCAGUGGCUCCAUUGUCUCAGAGAGGGAAAUGGCCUCAGUCUCUUCCCACAGUUUUGAUUCAUCAAAUGCGAGGAAAAAGCCUUUGGAAACCGGGCACCGUUGUUCCAGCUCCUCUUCCCUCCCUGUCAUUCAUGACCCUCCUGUGUGUCUCCUUGGCCCCCAAUUCUACCCACCCCAACCACAGUUCCUGCCCCCAGAUGUCUUGAGGCCCAGCAUGGCAGGGGAGCCCCAUAGAUCCCCAGGAACUUCGAGGCGUGUCCAGCAGUUUCUGGCUAUGUGUGACAGGGGUGAAGGUCCCCAAGGGGUCGAGCACACAGGAAGGACUGUGAACUACCAGAGUCUUCCACAGCGUUCCAGAGCAGAUGCUGCCCGGAGACCCUGGCCUGAAACCAACCAGCACCCCGGGGCCAGAUUCCUGAUGGCUCCGGACCGAAGGCCUCAGCUCAUCCACACAGCCACGCUGCCAGAGAGGCGCCGUGGGCUUCAGGUUCCUCCUGUGCAGUCUUGGGGGGAACUUUUCCACUCCCCCUCCAUCCCUCCUGUUGUUUAUCAUGUGUCGCCACCAUCAGGUAGUCUCCAGGUACCCCUCUGGUCAGGUUGGGAUGGAGGCCCUAGUCCUGGGCCUCAGGUUCCCAGCCCUCGGCGAGUAGAUAUGCCUCCUGAUGAUGAUUGGAGGCAGAGUAGCUACGCCCUGCAACCCAGGCACUGGGACACGGUGAGGGAAGAGUUUCUGUUUGCUCGGGCAGAUGCCCCUCAAAGAGAGCACAUCAGGGCCAACAUCUCGCCACAAAGCAGGUGGUAAGGGCCACCCCAUUCCUAUCCUGAAGCCCACCUGCUUGCUUUUUCAGGAGAGAAGUUGACCACAGAAUGGGCAGGCAUCCUGCACCCCUGCAUCCCUGACAGGGCACAGUAGUUUCUUUUCUGCAGAGAGUUGGCAACUUUUAGGUAUGCCAAAAACCACUAAUGCAACCCAGCUGGCUCUCUCAGAGAGGGAAUAUUUGAAAUUCUAAUAUCCAUGCAGCUAGCAACAGGAAACAGCUACUGCUUAGAAUUUCAUUUGAGCCUCUCUAAAGAGGAAUCUAUAUGUGUGUGUGUAUAUAUAUAUAUACAUAUACAUAUAUACAUAUAUAUUUAGUUUUUGGGUCCACACCCGGCAGUGCUCGGGUUACUCCUGGCUCUGUGCUCAGAAAUUGCUCCAGGCAGGCUCGGGGACCAUAUGAGAUGCCGGAAAUCGAUCCCAACUCUGUCCCUGGUCAGUUGUGUACAAGGCAAAUGCCCUACUGUUGUGCUAUCUCUCCGGUUCUAUAUCUAUAUAUUUUUUAACAUUAGCUAUUCCUUAGGAUUUUAGUGUAAUUAUUUCAUUACUGGAUACUUUAUACUCCAUUUGCCCCAAAUCCUUCUCUCCUUACCCCUAUUAUAUUACUAGCUCCUAUCAUAUGUGAUACCCAUCUACUUCCAUCACCAGACCUUGUCUUCCCAUUCCUUAUCCUUAGAACAUGUAGCUCUGUGUGCACAGUCCUAAUUAUAUCAUUCAGGGCUGCCCUCCUGCCCGGGAUUGUAUUCCUAAACUUUAGAAUGCAGAGCUGCCCAUAUAACAUUUGCCCUUUCACAGAGAUGGAUCAGACACUCUAACUCACCUUCCUGUUCCCAGCAGCAAACCAUCACUGCCACUUACUCAGUUGCCAUUGUAAACCCCCAGAGUCAGUUGAAAUAUUUUAGGACCAAACAUACUGUUUUUGUAAACUAUUUUUCAUUAAUAAAUCUAUAAGAUAGUUCUAUUUAA
Molecule: messenger RNA, 6505 nt
Organism: Suncus etruscus (white-toothed pygmy shrew)
Lineage: Eukaryota; Metazoa; Chordata; Mammalia; Eulipotyphla; Soricidae
Gene: USP54
Product: ubiquitin specific peptidase 54
Exons: 23
Coding region: 491-5524 (1677 amino acids)
Biological process (GO): protein deubiquitination
Molecular function (GO): cysteine-type deubiquitinase activity
Source: RefSeq, a predicted model, not a curated record